Messenger RNA from Athene cunicularia (burrowing owl), 4969 nucleotides. RefSeq names its product Ral GEF with PH domain and SH3 binding motif 1 (gene RALGPS1). The record is from RefSeq and is a predicted model, not a curated record. The transcript is spliced from 20 exons. Lineage: Eukaryota; Metazoa; Chordata; Aves; Strigiformes; Strigidae. Gene Ontology annotation, cellular component: plasma membrane. The coding region runs from base 552 to 2099 and encodes 515 amino acids. Gene Ontology annotation, biological process: Ras protein signal transduction; positive regulation of GTPase activity. Gene Ontology annotation, molecular function: guanyl-nucleotide exchange factor activity.
CGAGGUCUGUUUUCGGUUCACUUCACGUAAUUUCUGGUCUGGGUUCAGCACGUCCGAGGUGUUGGCGUGUGGUGGAGAGGGAACCGAUGUUGAACUUGGCUGCAGAACCAAGCGCACCUGCUGUCUCGAGCCCUGUUCUGAACCCGAGAAGAUGGAACAUGCAGGGGCUCUUGUCUUGCUUAUCGUUGAAAAAAAAUUAAAUCCGGGUUGUCCCCCUUAGCAUGUGGGAAGAUGCUCCUUGCCUUAAAGACCUUCUCGUGGAACGCAGCCAUCUGUGCCUUUGGUGUCCAACAGGUGCUUCUGGAGUCCAGUUUGUUUUUGUGUUGGACGUUUCACAGACUCCAGCUCGGUCUGAAAUGGAAUGUCAUGCUUUUAAAGAAGAGAUAAACCUGCUGAAUAGCCAGAGCCAGACCGAAUGAUGGACUGAUGGAGGUGUGCAGCAAAAUGGGUUGAGUGAGUGCAAGAACUACCUUAUUCCACUGAAUCCUGUUUUCAUUAUGUUGUCUCACCAGUGUUGGCUGAGCUGAAACUUCCUGCAUCUCGGGGAGAGCAUGUAUAAAAGAAAUGACCUCAUGGCCAAUGUGAUGGUCACCUCCGCCACUCCAGAGGGUAGUAGCAGUUCAGAUUCUCUGGAAGGGCGAAGUUCAGAUUAUGCUAAUAAAAGCUACGAUGCAGUUGUAUUUGAUGUGUUGAAAGUAACUCCUGAGGAAUUUGCUAGCCAGAUUACACUGAUGGAUAUGCCAGUAUUUAAAGCUAUACAGCCAGAGGAACUAGCCAGCUGUGGGUGGAAUAAGAAAGAAAAACAUAUACUCGCUCCAAAUAUUGUUGCCUUUACUAGGAGGUUCAACCAGGUCAGUUUUUGGGUUGUACGAGAAAUACUAACAGCACAGACCUUAAAAAUAAGGGCAGAAAUAUUGAGCCAUUUUGUGAAAAUAGCUAAAAAGCUUUUAGAACUGAAUAACCUUCAUUCUCUUAUGUCUGUGGUGUCGGCACUGCAGAGUGCACCUAUCUUCAGGCUGACCAAAACCUGGGCUCUUUUGAAUCGCAAAGACAAGACCACCUUUGAGAAGUUAGACUAUUUACUGUCUAAGGAAGAUAAUUAUAAAAGGACACGAGAGUACAUCAGAAGCCUGAAAAUGGUUCCUACUAUUCCGUAUUUAGGAAUUUAUCUCUUGGAUUUAAUCUACAUUGAUUCUGCAUAUCCCGCUUCAGGCAGCAUUAUGGAGAAUGAACAAAGAUCCAAUCAAAUGAACAAUAUUCUCCGAAUAAUAGCUGAUCUGCAAGUCUCCUGUAACUAUGAUCAUCUUACAACACUGCCCCAUGUGCAAAAGUAUUUGAAGUCUGUCCGUUACAUUGAAGAACUUCAGAAAUUUGUAGAAGAUGACAAUUAUAAAUUAUCAUUAAGAAUUGAGCCAGGUAACAGCUCUCCUCGACUGGUUUCCUCCAAAGAAGAUCUUGCAGGUCCAUCUGACGUGUCGGCAAUUAUGAAAUUCAGCAGGAGACCCACAUGUCCUGAUGCCUCAGUAGCAGCAAGUCUACCUACCCCUCCUGUACCGCGGCACAGGAAGAGUCACAGCCUGGGAAACAACAGGGGUCGUUUGUAUGCCACGCUGGGGCCUAACUGGAGGGUACCGAUCCGGAAUUCUCCUAGGAGUCAAAGCUGUGUCUACAGCCCAAUGGGGGCCUGCAGCUGCACAUUAGGUAGUUCCACAGGAGUCAUUACCAUGGAAGGGCCAUUAAGAAGAAAAACAUUGCUCAAAGAAGGCAAGAAACCUACUCUCUCCUCAUGGACUAGAUACUGGGUUAUACUUUCAGGAUCAACUCUUCUGUACUUUGGAGCAAAAUCUUUAAGAGGCACUGAAAGAAAACAUUAUAAAUCUACACCUGGUAAAAAAGUCUCCAUUGUGGGCUGGAUGGUGGCGCUGCCUGAUGACCCUGAGCAUCCUGAUAUUUUCCAGCUAAAUAACCCUGACAAAGGCAAUGUUUACAAGUUCCAGACUGGUUCAAGGUUUCUUGCAAUAUUAUGGCAUAAGCAUUUGGAUGAUGCAUGCAAAAGCAACAAGCCUCAGGUACCUGCUAAUCUAAUGUCAUUCGAAUAAUUUGCUCUCCUACCUGGUGCGACUUAAGUGCCAAACUGAAGAAACAGGCUAUUGUUCUCUAAGGAGGAAGAGGAGAAUGGUUUUCCUGACAUGAGCCAGCCAUGACUAUUUCAGCACUUUCCUGUGUGACUUGAAAGUGAUUCAGAGACAGCUUUUAGAAGCAGAAAGUGAAUGUUGUCCUUAGGAUCAGAUACAGUCUCCUGCACUGAGUGAAAGCAGACAAGUUAAGUGGACAGAAGAUUAAUCCUGAUUCCUGCAGGAUUCUAGAGCCCUCAAUUUUUUGUGGUCAGAGACUGCCAUGAACUGAUGUUUGACCACAAACUGAGCAUCAUAUCUUCUGCCUAUUCUUUUUUAAAUGGUUCUUUUUAUUGUUAAGCUGCUUUGUGUGACUGAAGAGUAUUCGGCCCAUGUUGGGUUUCAAUUCUUUCUAAUGCACAGAAUGACUGACAGUGUUAACUUGCUGCAAAGUGUCAAUUAGAAUAGAAAGUUGUGGAACAACAUUUUUAUAAUCUAAGUGCACUGAGUUGCUUGGCAGUGUGGGUGCCUCAGAUUUUUGUAUCAAAUCUCUGGACAAUUCUGCUGUUCACAUUUGAGCUAUUUGGGAAAAAUGUAUUUUGGCACAGAACAGUUGGUUUUCUUUUCAUACAGUAAUGUUACUUGGGAAUGCCCUGACAAUGGACUUUAGGCUGUUUAAAUUUAUGUUCUGCUAAUGGUCAUCUUUCAUUCUUUUACUAGUGGCAUAGUUGCUUCCAAGUUUGUUGUUUUCUUCAGUCUGAAUGUUGUUCAUCUUAAAUCCCCUGGUACAGCGAAGCAGGUAAUCGGGCGUUGUGUAUCCCAUGGCCCUGUCUCCUCAGAAUGAUUCCAUCGUUUCUGUUCUCUUCCUCUGCAUGACUCGGCUCCACGCAAGUCUGGUACCUGAUGCACCUUUAUGACACCUGGUACUGGCACAUGGUACUGCUGUUAGGAAGUCACGAUGGCAGUGAAAGCUGGGGGAGUCUGUCUGACAGUGGAGCGAAGAAGCCUUCACACCAGUCCAGAGAACAAAAAACCAAAAAGAACAUAACUGAGCCUCCUCUGAAAGAACUCUCUCCAUGUCCGUAGCCAUAUCCCUGCUGUGCCCUGGCGCUCCCGUGGCCAGAGUUCUCUUCUGUCCCCAUGCUAAGUUCAGCAAUUCCUGUUUGAAACUCCUGCCACAAGGCAUCACUAUUCAGAUCACCAGUCAAUCACUAGAAGACCUCUUCUGAGUUUCCUAAGACUGCGUAGAGGAGAAAUUUGCAAUCCAACCUCUAGCUUACAAGCCAUGAAAAAAAAGAAAGUCAGUUUAAUUGAACAGUCUAUAGUAGAACAAGAUCCUUGGCAUUAGGAGUAUUUAUUCAGUGGACUUGCAUGAUUUUCUAAAUUUUUAUUUUGAAACUUCUCUAACAACAACAACAAAAUACCUGUAUUGUUAAAUGUAGGUCAACUGUAACUUUUAUGUUAAGUAUUCACAUGACAGUCCUGAGAAUGAAGCCUGAUACAUACCAGCUUUUCAAGAAAACCAGUUCCUGACAACAACUGCAUUUAAAUCCUGGGACAUGUGAAAGUGUGUGUAAAGUUGACAAGGUCUCUUUGAUAACUCAGGAGUUGUGUGAAAAGAGUAGUAAUGCAAAACAUAUUUCUACCCUUUUUCUCCUUUUUUGCUUAUUAAGCAAAAAUUAAGACAACUUCAAACUAGGAAAAACAUCAGUAUCUGCAGAGGCAGAGCAUCCAGUGCCAUUAGAGACAGUGUAGAGCUUUUUCUAAUGUGAUAAAAUCCUGUCGCCAGUAAAUUACUUUGGAGUGUUAGAAUAUUAUCACCUAAAUUAUUCUGCACCUGUGAACUUUUGUCGUGAAUUAUCAAUGAGAUUAUUCAUGAAGAUGCAAAUGUUAUGUGGACCACCGUGUUAAUGAACAUGCCGCCUGUGACCAUGUGUGUUGUGUGUUAGGAGCAUUCAUGGGAUUCGAACCACAUGCAGAACAGUGACCAAAACGAUGACACACUAACCAGAAAAGAACUGUUCAAGUCAAGAGGGGCGUUUCAAAGUUACUUUAUUAGUAGCCCUUUCCCCUUAAAGGAGAAGAACCUCAUCUGUCUUAAAUAUGAGAUAAAUUUAAAAUGGAACACAUUGGCAGGAAAUGUACAUGCGUUAGAAGCAUGUAAAUACCUACUCAUUUCUAACAUGAUGUAGUGGAAGUGAACACCAGGGAGGACUCCUGACAUUUUUUUCCAGCAUAUUGCAACUGAGAUAAACUAAUGGAUGUUUUAACAACUUUGUUAUGUUUACGAGCCUCCCUUGAAAAGAACAGUAACUGAUGACCGAUACAGUAGCAAUAGAAGGACCCUGUACACACUCAGUGUUUAAUGGCUUUUAGAAUUUAAGGGUCCCUAAAGCGUUACAUGUGUUACUGUAUAUACAAAAGGUAGAGUGUUCUAGCCUUCAAAAAUACACUUCUACUCAAAAUUACAAGCCAUGGAGGCUGUUGGAGAAGUUACAGAAGGGUCCAUUUUCACUUGCUUGUACAACAGAUUCCCAACUGGAAAGAAGGCAUCUUUGCCAGAAACCAUGAUGGGCCUCAAAACAGUGUGGCGUGAAUGAAAGGCAAUAUUUAUGAGUGAUUCUUAUACCCAGUCAUUUGUCACUGACAGAAGAUGAAUCUGUGGAGAAAUUAAACCCUCCAAUCUUGCUCAAUUCUCAAACUCAAAUCCUACUCAGAACCCUGGAAUUUGAAAAUACGUCAAAAGUAACUUGAAUUCCCUCACAUUAUAAGAUGAACAUAACUAGUAAUAGUUUUACACAAUAGUCAGGUAACAUCGUUUCAGUAUAGCACAAUUGUGAAAUUGCUGCAAAAUA